Dama dama (fallow deer) is the source of this 2050-nucleotide messenger RNA. RefSeq names its product solute carrier family 39 member 5 (gene SLC39A5). Gene Ontology annotation, cellular component: membrane. The coding region runs from base 215 to 1912 and encodes 565 amino acids. Gene Ontology annotation, molecular function: zinc ion transmembrane transporter activity. Gene Ontology annotation, biological process: BMP signaling pathway; zinc ion import across plasma membrane; intracellular zinc ion homeostasis. The record is from RefSeq and is a predicted model, not a curated record. The transcript has 11 exons. Lineage: Eukaryota; Metazoa; Chordata; Mammalia; Artiodactyla; Cervidae.
CUUUCUAUCUGACGUGGCCUCCAACUUACCUGGGCAGCUGGAGACCGAGCCCGGCUCCCCUCCAUAACUCAGGAACCUCUCAGUGCCCACAGCCAGGCCUCGUGGGGGCCUGCGGUGACGGCUCUUACACUGCCGUGGGGGGCACAGUCUUCAGGAUGUUCCACCAGGGGGAAUAGAAGCCGGAACCAGAGCCUCUGAGCCUGUCCCCCCAGGAAUGGGGCCCCCAAUGAGUCAUCUGCUGGCUGGCCUGUGUGUGUCGGUGGCCUUGGGCUGGGUGGAGGGCUCAGGCCCCUACCUGGGCCCUGCUGAGCAGGAACAGAACCAUUACCUGGCCCAGCUGUUUGGUCUCUAUGGGGAGAACGGGACGCUGACCGCAGGGGGCCUAGCCAGGCUCCUCCACAGCCUGGGACUAGGCCGAGUUCAGGCCCUUCGCCUGGGACACCACGGGCCUCCUGCUGGUCGGGGUGCACCCCCAGCUGGAGACAAUUCCACACACAGGACGCAGGACCCCGAGCUGAGUGUGAAUGUCUGGGCAGGGCUGCCUCUGGACCCCUCGGGGUGGGGUGACCUGGCGGGGACAGAGGCCCCAGGACCACCCCAUGGGCCAGGCCCCUCGGGCCUGGGCCUCUUUCACAGGCUUCUGCUGCUGGACCAUUCCCUGGCUGACCAUCUGAAUGAGGAUUGUCUGAAUGGCUCCCAGCUGCUGGUCAAUUUUGGCCUGAGCCCUGCUGCCGCUCUCACGCCUCGUCAGUUCGCUCUGCUGUGUCCAGCCCUGCUUUAUCAGAUCGACAGCCGUGUCUGCAUCCAGGCCCCAGCUCCGAGCCCCCCAGGGGACCUACUAUCUGCCCUGGCUCAGAGCGCCCUGGCCGUCCUGCUGCUCAGCCUGCCCGCGCCGCUCUCGCUGCUGCUGCUGCGGCUCCUGGGGCCCCGUCUGCUGCGGCCGCUGCUGGGCUUCCUGGGGGCCGUGGCCGUGGGCACCCUCUGUGGGGACGCGCUGCUGCACCUGCUGCCGCACGCCCAAGGAGGGCAGCACGCUGCAGCCGGCGGGCGGCCGGAGGAGGACCUGGGCCCCGGGCUGUCAGUGCUCGGCGGUCUCUUCCUGCUCUUCAUCCUGGAGAACGUGCUGGGGCUCUUGCGGAGUCGAGGGCGCAAGCCACGGGCAGCCUGGCUCUCCCUGCCCCCUGGCUCUGCUGCCUCCUGCACCAGGAAGGGUGCCCUCCCGUUUCAGAGAUGCUGCAGGCAGAAAAGAAAGGACCUCAGAACUCCAAGCCUGGACCUGGAGGAUGGCAGUGGGAUGGCCCUUCAGCCCCUGCAGGCAGCUCCAGAGCCAGGGGCUCAGAGCCCAAGAGAGCAGGACAGCCAGCCCCCAGCAGUCCCAGCCCUUCCUGGGCACGAAGGCCACAGUCACGGGUGCCCGGGUGGUGGUGGCACCAACAUCACGUGGAUGGUCCUCCUGGGAGACGGUCUGCACAACCUCACUGACGGGCUGGCCAUCGGGGCUGCCUUCUCUGACGGCUUCUCCAGCGGUCUCAGCACCACCGUCGCGGUCUUCUGCCACGAGCUGCCUCACGAACUGGGUGACUUCGCCAUGCUGCUCCAGGCCGGCCUGUCCUUCCGGCAGCUGCUCUUGCUAAGCCUGGUGUCCGGAGUCCUGGGGCUGGGGGGCGCGGCCCUGGGCGUGGGGCUCAGCCUGGGCCCUGUGCCCCUCACUCCCUGGGUGUUCGGGGUCACUGCCGGGGUCUUCCUCUAUGUGGCCCUCGUGGACAUGCUCCCAGCCCUGCUCCGUCCUCCCGAGCCUCUCCCCCGGCUCCACAUGCUGCUGCAGGGGCUGGGGCUGCUGCUGGGGGGCGCGCUCAUGCUCACCAUAGCCCUGCUGGAGGAGCAGCUAUGGCCCCUUGUCUCUGACGACUGACGGGGCGCCGGUGGAAAGGCGUCCAGGCUGCCCGGCCUUCCCCCCGGCCGGAGGAACGGAGGCAGGACGCAGGGCCAGUAGGAUCAAUAGGAUUUUAAUAAACAGAACCCAUCCCCAAGCCAUGACGACGACGGCUGU